UUUUCUGGGAACUGAGUUUUCUAACUGGUUACCGGCUUCGUGGUUUACUUUCAUUUGCGUCACGUGAUCGCUACAGUUCCAGGAAUCCCCUGCGAAAACAUUGAUACGUUCGAUGUUCGGUACUCACUCAAGAAGUAAGGUAUAACGCCAAUCAACAGAAAUGGCCAGCAAUAAUUUGGAUUGUGAAAUCCGUACUCUCAGAGAAAAACUCAAGAACUAUAGAGCUGGAAGUAUCGAAGGCUUGCACUCGUUCUCGGACGCUCUCGAGGGAGAAAUGGAAGGGAUGCAGAUACGGCUGGCGGUGUUCGGUAUGACAGGUGCUGGGAAAUCGUCGCUUGUUAACACGAUUUGGAAGACUUUAUACGGCCGAGAAAAUGCUCCUGCAAUAGAACAGUCAUCUGGAGCCGAGGGAACACAAUUACUGGAGGAUUUUCAUUCGCGAUCGGGGUCAGAAGAUGGCUGUGGCGGCUUUGUUUUCCAUGACACCAGAGGUUUUAACUUCGAUUUUAACAGAGCUGAAGAAAAUGAACUCUUCAGAAUUUUAUAUGGCAUCGUUUCUGCGGGGCAGCUUAUAGAGCGAGGAGACUGGGCUGAAAAAAUGGCCGAAGAAGCUGGUCAAGGUGCUCACAGGCUCGAAAAGCCUCCGGUUGCUGACCAAGUUCACGUGGCACUAUGGGUAAUCAAAGCUAACGACAUUCGUUUCGUGAAUGGCCACUAUCUGGACAAGUUCAAUUUUGUGAGGCAAAAAUUAAACAUGGAAGGUGUUACCAUAGUUACCGUUUUAACCCACGACGACAAAUUGGACUCUGAAGAACGCAAUGAAGCUAAAAAAAAAGCCAUGGAAGUGACCGGCAGUAAAAGGGCUCAAACAUUUGUCUUUGCUAAUUGGCUAGGAGAACAGGAAGAUUAUGACGUCAGUUACCAACGGGAGGUGUUAAAAAUGUUGUACACUGCUCUUGGGUGCGGCGAGCGCUCUGUACGGUCACGCCAGAUUAAACGAAAACUUGAUAAGUGAAAGACACUGUUUGAUGGAGAAAUCCUUCAGGUUUUAGAAUAGAGCUGCAUCUUUUAAUUGUGAGUAUGGCGAUCUUUUUUUAUGACAUUGACAGCCUUAUAUUAUUGCAGCUGGUCGGAUCGAUUGCUUUGAAAGCCAGAGUAGUCAAGUGACCCAGUGAAGUAGUGCAGUGCCAAGUAGUGCAGUGCGAACGAGUUUUUCUGUAAUACAAAUCCUGUGGUUGAAGAGCAAGGCUUGGCUGUGACUUUAAUUUGAAUUCAGUUACAACUUGUUGACAAUUGCUGAUAUAAUGAAAGCUUAUUCUCAAUAUAGUGAUAAUUAUAUUCAGUUUUUUGGCUUUUUAGAAAUAGUAACCUAUUCAAACCGGUCUCACUUGCUUUUGUAUAAAGAGAAAAGAGAGACCUUAAGUAGAAACUUCAAAAGCACUGGAGAGAAAAUAGGUUGGGAUGGGGGGUGAGCUGGGGGGGAGGGGUAAAAACUACCAAGAGAGAAGUAGAGUGCAAAUGAGAACAGAUGAUUGGACAGAUACGGACGCUACUGUUAAAACAUUGAUCCACGGAGGUAGGUACGAGAAGGAGACCGAAUACAAAUUGAAUUCUCCUUAUACAAAGUCAAAUGAGACCACUGGGAAUGGUAGACAACGUAAGCACGCAUUAUUUUAAUUACUCGCGGUCCUGAGUCAUGACUAGGAUCAGUGUCAUGUCAAUUAAGUGCCUUAUAACAGUUAGCUGAAACAAUUCAAAAAUGGAUUCACAUUUAUUAGAUAUUAUUACCAAUAAAUGCUUUGUCCUUGGAAAAA
This is a messenger RNA of Stylophora pistillata, 1814 nucleotides long. RefSeq lists its product as uncharacterized. Gene Ontology annotation, molecular function: GTP binding. NCBI's taxonomy places the organism in Eukaryota, Metazoa, Cnidaria, Anthozoa, Scleractinia, Pocilloporidae. The record is from RefSeq and is a predicted model, not a curated record.